AGUACUCAGACUGCAACAACCCCUGAGCUCAACUGCCUGCUUUCACUUUGUACUAUCACUACUGCUAGUACUACUGCUACUACUACUGCUCCUCCUACUACUACAACUCCUGCAAUUACUCUGAAGUGUAGUACUGAAACCAUGUGGAGAGGUCUGCUCCUGCUCCAGACCUGCUGCUGGAUCCUGGGACAUACUGCACAACCAGGCUCCCUCAGCUUCGCGGUGUUUGCGGACUGGGGCGGUUUCCCCUUGCCCCCGUACCACAGCCUGUUCCAGGCCACUGUGGCUGCAGAGCUGAACAGACUGAGCCAAGAGCCAGGCCUGGACUUCAUCCUGAGUCUGGGGGACCACUUCUACUUCGAAGGGGUCAAGAACGUACAGGACCCCCGCUUUAAGCAAACCUUUGAGAGUGUGUACCACCAGCGCCCCCUGCUGGACGUGCCCUGGUACCUGGUGUCCGGGAACCACGACCACAGAGGCAACGUGUCUGCACAGAUCCAGUACUCCAACCUCUCACACAGAUGGAAUUACCCCAGCCUGUACUACUCUCUGGACUUCUCCGUCCCCGGCUCUAACACGUCUCUCACUGUCCUGAUGAUCGACACAGUGACGCUCUGUGGAAACACGUGGGACCAGGAGCAGCCCCAGGGCCCCGAAGACCCCCAAGCGGCAGAGAAGCAGUGGGACUGGAUCCAGAGCAGCCUGCAGAGUACACGGUCAGAGUUUGUGUUGGUGGCUGGGCACUACCCGGUGUGGUCCAUCGGGCACCAUGGCCCCACCGCCUGCCUCAGGGACAGACUCAGACCUCUGCUCAAGAAGUACAGGGUCAGUGCCUACCUGAGCGGACACGACCACAACCUGCAGUUCAUCCUUGAAGAUGACGGGGCGGCAUACGUGGUCAGCGGCACCGGUGUGUUAUCUGACCAAAACACUGCCCACAGGAGCAGCGUGCCCCAGGCCUGGCAGCUCUUCUCCAGCCCUGUCAAUCAAACCAAAGGGGGUGUGGCCUACUUCCAGCUCCACCCAGGUCACAUGACGGUCAGCUUCACGCAGACGGACGGGAAGUGCGUGUAUCAGACCCAGCUGCCCUCGCACCGCUGGGAAUAGAACCAGCAACCCAAGCAAAGAAGCACGCUCAGGGAAAUGUGACGUGUAGAUUCUGCUAUAAUCUGUUCCUGUCUUUAUUAUGUAUUACUCUGUUUUCUCAUCUCUGUUAUAAUGCUGUUUCCUCAUCACAAACAGUGUCUUGUUUCAUUCAUAAACCUGCACAUUUAGGCUGAAUACUUCUCUCAAACAGAAAACAGUCUGUUCCACCUUGUGAUGUCAUGUGGUAAUACAAGAAGUGCUCUACUGUGUUUUUAAACUCCAUACACCUUCACUGAAAUUAUUUGGAUAAUUACAGCCCUGGAGUUGUCAAUCUCUUCUGAACUAAAGGUAAAAGGAGCUGUUCAUCUGUAAACUGUAACUGCAUGAGGUCACAAGGUGAAAGUCCAGGUCUGUUUCUGAGGCGGUAACAUUAUAACAUGGCUAAAAGCUCACAAGAGUCAAUAUAGGUUCACAAUGUAACCUCUCUGCAAAUACAUAUAUUUUCUUUACCUGUAAUGUUCCGCAGUAGAGCAUUAACACACUGUAUCUGAUUUUUUACAGCCUUAAAAUGUCACAAACAGAACAAGUUAAUUUUAAAUAUUUUUUAUCACAAUGAGUUUAGAAGCACUUUUCACUCAGAGACCAGAUGCCUGUCACAGUAAAGCUAACAGCACCUAGCAUGUGUUAAUGUGCAGUUCCUGAUUCUCACACAAUAACAGGGAUGUGCUGGGACCAAAAAACAGCUCUAUGGAGGGGCUUUUAUUACUGUGGUAUUACAGCCCGCUGCUGUAUGGCUGACGGUUGCUACACCAGGCAGCUGUUCUGGACUUUUCCAGAUUGCACAGAUUGCCAGUAUGCCCUUGAAUUCACCAGAAAGAUUCCAGAGUGCGCCUUUAAAUAUGGGCAUAAAUACUUUUGCACUUUUGCAAAAUGUCUACUCUGUCAAGUAUCUGUAUUCUUUGAAUAUGAAAUAUUAUAAUUUAUGUCAUUUUGCAGAUACUGUCCUGUUUGUAACUCCCACAGCACUGUUCAUUCACACCGCAGCAAACUGACUGAGGUUCAUUUUCAAAAGCUCAAAUGGUUUUAAAAAUGUGCAUGUUACAAUUAUGUUGUUUCUUGAUAUUCAUUUCCUUUUAAUAAUAAUACUAAUACAUCAUUGUGCUGUCAUAAAUAUAUUUUUAAUUAACUUGAAGAUAAAAAUACAUUGUUGUGUA
Molecule: messenger RNA, 2300 nt
Organism: Boleophthalmus pectinirostris (great blue-spotted mudskipper)
Lineage: Eukaryota; Metazoa; Chordata; Actinopteri; Gobiiformes; Gobiidae
Gene: acp5b
Product: acid phosphatase 5b, tartrate resistant
Exons: 6
Coding region: 142-1107 (321 amino acids)
Biological process (GO): bone resorption
Molecular function (GO): acid phosphatase activity; ferrous iron binding; ferric iron binding
Source: RefSeq, a predicted model, not a curated record